AUGAGCCUGUCGCGCUCUGUGCUGGGCGCCUCGCGCGACGGCUUUGGCCGUGCUAUGCCAUCGCGCAUGAUUACAAGGAACUACAUGCAGGACCUCACUAUCAAGCACAAAACCGGCAUGCCCCAGGUCACGUCGGGUCCCUAUGGUCUGGGCCGCAACUCCGUCACAGGCAGUAUUGCUACUGUGUUUGGAGCCACUGGCUUCCUUGGCCGCUACUUGGUUAGCAAACUGGCUAAGGCAGGAACCCAGGUCGUGGUGCCUUAUCGUGACGAGGACGAGAAGCGGCAUCUCAAGUUGCUUGGCGACCUGGGCCAAGUUGUUCCUCUGGUGCGUAUUCCUUUCUGA
Messenger RNA from Malassezia sympodialis ATCC 42132, 345 nucleotides. Its product is annotated as complex I NDUFA9 subunit family protein. Gene Ontology annotation, cellular component: mitochondrion. Gene Ontology annotation, molecular function: protein-containing complex binding. Lineage: Eukaryota; Fungi; Basidiomycota; Malasseziomycetes; Malasseziales; Malasseziaceae. The record is from RefSeq and is a predicted model, not a curated record.